AUGUCUGCUCCUCCUCUCCAACUCUCCUUCCUCCUGACCUCCAUCAUCAUCUUCAUCUUCAUCUCCACCGCCACCGCCACCACUCCAAUCCCACAUCUUCCUCCUCCACCACCGCACUCGUCCUCUGAUCUCUUCGCCCCCAUCCUCGCCCAACUCGGCUUCCGUGAACUCGCCUCCGCCGCACACUCCCUCUCCACCACCACCGCCACCCCCUCGUGGCACGGCCCCGCCACCAUCUUCGCCCCCACCGACUCCUCCCUCCUCACCUGCCCUUCCUGCUCCCUCCCUCUCCUUCUCCAAGAACACACCCUCCCCGGCCUCUACUCCCUCCCCUUCCUCCUCACCCUGCCCUUCGCCACCAAAAUCCAAACCCUAGCCCCCUCCCCCCUCUGCCUCACCAUCUCCUCCGACCACAAAAACCACCCAAAAAACCCCAAGCUAUUCGUCAACGGCGUCGAAAUCACCCGGCCCGACCUCUACGCCGACAGAAACGUCGUUGUCCACGGCAUCCAAGGCUUCGUCUCCCACCUCUCUCCGCUCUCCUGCGUCAUCGAGCGAACCACGUCGCUCUCCUUCCCUCCGGCGCCGCCCGUAGCGGAGUUCCACCUCAUGGCGUCAAUGCUCGACGACGCCAUGCUCCGGCUCCGAAUCAGCGGAUUCAGUAUUCUCGCCCUCGCUCUCAAAAUGAAGCACUCGGAGCUCCUGGAGCUGAGGUCGAUGACGUUGUUCGCAGUCAACGACGUCGGGAUCUUCGCCGACGACGACGGCGGGCAGUCGUUCGUCGAGAACCUGAGGAUGCACGCGGUGCCGGACAUGAGGCUGGCGGCGGCGGAUCUGGAGAGUUUGGCGGCGGGGACGGUGUUGCCGACGAUGGAGUGGGGGGAGAGCCUGGUGGUGACGACGGCGGGCGGAGGAGGGCCGUUGGCGCCGAUGAGGAUCAAUUACGUCAAGGUUGCGAGGCCUGAUUUGGUGAGUAAUUUGAAGAUCGUGAUUCACGGGCUGGCGGUGCCGUUCGAGCGUGUUAAUCAGACGGAUGCGGUGGGUUUGGCGAGGAUCGGACGGUGUGGUUUUAAUGGGGUGGGAUCCGAGGUGGAGGGAAAGGGUGGGGUUUGUGAGAAGGUGGGCCCAGUUUCCGGGAAGGAACCGACGGUGGAGAUUGAAGGGCGUCAUGGGCUGUGA
Molecule: messenger RNA, 1179 nt
Organism: Rhododendron vialii
Lineage: Eukaryota; Viridiplantae; Streptophyta; Magnoliopsida; Ericales; Ericaceae
Product: fasciclin-like arabinogalactan protein 21
Exons: 1
Coding region: 1-1179 (392 amino acids)
Source: RefSeq, a predicted model, not a curated record